AUGGCCUCUCGCAUCGCCGCCACCGCAAAGCACCUUGUCCGCACCAUGUCCACCACCACCGCCCCCGCCAAGUUUGAGUUUCUCGUCAUCGUGCCCGACAAGCCCGGCACGUUGCAGAAGCGCCUCGAAGUUCGCGCCGCGCAUCUAUCCGCCGCCAAGGCCCAAGUUGAGAAUGGCACCUACACCAUGGGAGGCGCUGUGCUCAACAGCGUCCCCGAGGGUGCCGACCCAUCCAAGUUCGACUUUCACGGCAGCUCUUUGGUCGCGGUGGCCGAGUCCAAGGAGGCCGUGCUCGAGCAGCUCAAGAACGACGUCUACGUGACCAGCGGUGUCUGGGACCUCGAAAAGGCCCAAGUCUUUCCCUUUCUCUGCGCCUUCCGCACCGCCAAAUAA
This is a messenger RNA of Akanthomyces muscarius, 393 nucleotides long. RefSeq lists its product as uncharacterized. The record is from RefSeq and is a predicted model, not a curated record. Lineage: Eukaryota; Fungi; Ascomycota; Sordariomycetes; Hypocreales; Cordycipitaceae. The coding region runs from base 1 to 393 and encodes 130 amino acids. The transcript is spliced from 3 exons.